Molecule: messenger RNA, 1215 nt
Organism: Aspergillus ibericus CBS 121593
Lineage: Eukaryota; Fungi; Ascomycota; Eurotiomycetes; Eurotiales; Aspergillaceae
Product: FAD-dependent oxidoreductase
Exons: 5
Coding region: 1-1215 (404 amino acids)
Molecular function (GO): FAD binding
Source: RefSeq, a predicted model, not a curated record
AUGGCUGAUCUUCCCGUGCUCAUCGUCGGUGCGGGCAUCAGUGGCCUCCUGCUGGCCCAACACCUCCACAAACUCGGGGUUCCCUACCAGAUCUUCGAACGCGAUGCCGCCAUCGAUGCCCGCAGUGGUGGUUGGGGGCUGACGCUGCAUUGGGCCCUGCCCGCGCUGAGGGAUCUCCUCCCUGACCACCUCGUGCAACAACUCCCCGAGACAUAUGUUAACAAGGCUGCCGCUGCCCGCGGUGACACCGGUCGCUUUUCCUUCUUUAACCUGAAAACCGGAUCCGCGCUGUCCAGCGUUCCGGCAGCGGAGCGAAUCCGCGUGUCCCGAGUGCGUCUGCGACAGCUGCUGGCAACGGACCUCGAUGUCAAAUGGAACAAAGCCCUCCAAAACAUCGAAUCCUCCGGCGACACCGUCACCGCGUACUUCGAAGACGGCACCUCCUACACAGGCUGCCUGUUGAUCGGCUGCGAUGGAUCGCGAUCCCCCACCCGCGAGAUCUUAUACCCAGACGGCCAUGAGAUGAACCCACUUCCCAUCCAGAUCCUGGGCGGGGCGACCCUGUAUACGGCAGAGGAGAUGGCAGGCGCUGCGGACAUCGAUCCGUUCAUCUUCCAGGGUUCGCAUCCGGACACCAACGUCUUCCUGUUCUUCAGCAUCCUCGAUACCCCGAACAACUUCGAAGACAGCAGCAAGGACAAAUACCUCUGCCAGGUCAUCAUCUCCUGGGCGGACUCCAAGAACAUCCCCGUCCCCAGCGACAACGCCGAGCGCAUCGCCCUGAUGAAAUCCUUGACUGAGAACUGGGCCGAGCCGUUCAGAACUCUGGUCCAUCGCUUGCCCGAGGACACCGAGGCGCGGUCCAUCCGCAUCGCGGAUUUCAUGUUCCGACCGCAGCAGCAUACCGCACAUCCCCGGGUCGUGCUCAUGGGUGACUCGGCGCAUACCAUGACCAUGUACCGCGGCGAAGGAGCCAACAACGCCAUCGUAGACGUACACGAUCUUACCAAGCGCGUGGAUAUGCGCUCUCUAGGAUCAAUAACCCCAGAAGCCCUACGAGAGUCUCUGGAUGCGUACGAAAACGAUGUCUACACGCGCGCCGAGCCGAGUGUGAUUAACUCGCGCCAGGCCUGUCUGGACGCUCAUAACUUUGAAGCUAUCCUGAACGACAGUCCACUGGUCUCGGCUCGUGUGUUCAAGGGACGGGAGAAUUAG